CCCGGAGUAAGGGUGGCGCCAUGGGUUACUACGAGACGCUCGGCGUCUCGAAGAGCGCGACGCCGGAGGAGAUCAAGAAGGGAUAUCGCAAGAUGGCCAUGAAGUGGCACCCAGACAAGAACCCCGGGGACCAGGAGGCGGAGCGGCGGUUCAAGGAGGUGGCUGAGGCGUACGAGGCGCUCUCCGACUCAAACAAGAAGGAGAUCUACGACCGGUACGGCGAGGCUGGACUAAAGCGCGGCGGCGGCGGCGGCGGGCCGUCGGCGGGCUUUGGCGGCGCGGGAAUGCACGGCAUCGACCCGAACGAGCUGUUUGCGCAGAUGUUUGGCCAGAUGGCGGGCGGCGGCAUGGGCGGCCCCGGCGUGCGCUUCGGGUUUGGGCCGGGCAUGGGAGGAGGCGGCAUGGCCGGCGGAGACCUCAACGAGAUGCUGCAGGGCCUGUUUGGCGGACAGAUGGGUGGCCGGGGCCGCGGAGGGAGGGGAGGGCGGGGAGGGCGCGGCGGGCGCGGCGGGCGCGGCGGGGGCGCCCGGCGCGCGCCCGUCGCCGUCGUGCGUCCGAUCCGCUGCUCGCUCGAGGAGCUGUACAGCGGCGCGCGAAAGUCUGCGAGCCACGAGGGGCGCUCGUUUGUGGUUGACGUCAAGCCGGGCUGGAAGGAAGGCACUCGCAUCACCUUCGAGGAGGCGGGCGUCUGCUUCCAGCUGGCGCAGGAGGAGCACCCGCGCUUCUCGCGGCGCGGGCACGACCUCGCCGCCGUCGCGUUCUGCGGCCUGCUGGACCUCUUGGUGCGGGGCUCGUCGCAUGAGGUGCGCACGCUCGACUCGCGCACGCUGAGGGUGCGGCUGCCUCCGCGCCGGCUGUCCGUCAAGGUGUCUGGCGAGGGGAUGCCUCUCUCCCGCCCCGAGGCGGGCAGGCAGCGCGGCGACCUCGUGCUGAACCUCUUUGCCGACUGGGCGGUCGCCGCCGACCAGGCCCGCCAGUGGGGCCGCACCGCGCUGUGGGUGGGCGGCGCGCUCCUCUUCUUCACAAACACCUCCCUCUUCUUCGGCCUCGUCUUCGCGUACUCCUUCUUCGCGAACGCGAACGGCGGCCGCGCAAACUAGCGCCGACGCGCCGCAAAGCCGCGCCGGCGGGGCGUCCGCACUUCGUGUGUCGUCACGCACUUGGCGUCCACCCCCUCGCUGUGGCCGUGGCCGCCUGGCCGGGCAAAGGGCUGGGUGUGGGUAUUGCGGCGUCCGUGUUGUCUCGCACAGCUCUGCCCUGUUUUGUGUCUCCACGCGUCGCUGUUCCUCUGUUGUUUUUAUUUUACGGUGUGUGCGAUG
Molecule: messenger RNA, 1319 nt
Organism: Emiliania huxleyi CCMP1516
Lineage: Eukaryota; Haptophyta; Isochrysidales; Noelaerhabdaceae
Exons: 4
Coding region: 21-1100 (359 amino acids)
Cellular component (GO): cytosol
Molecular function (GO): protein-folding chaperone binding
Source: RefSeq, a predicted model, not a curated record